UUUCAACGGAGGUCUUAUGCAGUUCAGCACAACUGAACUUUGGUUCUAGAGUCGCGAGAGUCCAACUAUACGGUAAUUAUUUACGCUAGCUUAAAUUUCGUGGCCUUUGAAGAACUAAUUGCCAUCGCGCAGACUGUAGACAAACCAGGAGAUUGAUUCUCAUUGCAAAAACUAACGUCGAUAAAACAGAAACUAUGAGCUCAAACCAGACGCAGUCAAAUUUAACAGGAGCUUUAGAUAUAGGGACAGUAACAAUUGUGCAAGUGACAUCCUAUGCUCUCAUAACAAUCUUCGGGACUGUUGCAAAUUUGCUGUUGUAUGGUGCACUGCUGAGAAAGAAGCAACGAAGUCCUAGCGAAUACUUCGUGUUGAAUCUGGCUUUUACCGAUCUCAUGACCUGUGCGGUUGGGAUUCCGUUAGAUAUGGCCGAAAUUUUAAAGCAGUAUUGGCCAUUUGGAGCUUUCAUGUGCAAAGUUGUGUACCCAUUUCAGACGGCUUUGAUAGGAGUAUCAGUUGCAACAUUGACAUGUAUGGCCAUCGAGCGAUACCGAGCCAUUGUGACACCUUUCAAGCCAAUGAUAACAAAAAGAAUAGUUAAGGUUGUGAUAUUCGCUGUUUGGUGCAUAUCUGGCGUUCCUAUGUCACCUUACAUCCUUGUUCUUGAACAUAAACACGAGCAGCUACAGUGCACCGAAACGUGGCAGAAUGAGAACUAUCGGAAAAUGUUCACCAUGUGUGUUUUUUUACUCUUUUACUCUCUGCCUCUGUGUAUUAUAGCUCCGGCAUAUAUUUGCAUUGGAUUCAGAUUGUAUUCUGACGGGAAAAAGAUGAAACGAUUCAGCAUUAAACAAGGAGCUGGAAAUCAGUCGUUCCGAAAGCUGGUGAGGCAGCGAACAAGGGCGAAUGUCAUUAUUGUGAAAACAUUUUUGUUGGGUGCUAUUGUGUUCUCCUUGUGUUUGUUACCCUAUCACGUUAUGUGGUUAUGGGCUGACUUCGGAAAUGGAGCUCACUGGAGUCAUUUCGGAGAUGUACUGGUGUUUGCGAACGCUUUGGUGUAUUUCAACAGUUUAGUGGACCCGUUUAUUUUUGGAGGUACUGUGAUACGACAAAAUUGGCGUAAAACAUGCGCGGCGAUGCUUCACAGGUGUUUGAACAUUCAUAUGGUUAAUGACCGGCGAAAGACAAACAACAACGUAUCCUUAAAACAGCAAACCUGCGAUAAUUCAUCAAAAAAGCCAUAUUUUAACAUUUCAAACACUCCCGUUAGUUAUACUUCGUCCGUAUGAACAUGGAUUGUUAAUCCGGCUGUCAAGUAAUGUUAGUUAUUUGAGGCUAGAGAUCGCAUGAGUCGUCAAGUGAGUAACAAAUAUUGGUUUAUUGAACCUUGCGGAACGCAGAAUAUCAAAGUUAUUUUCUCUGAGGGCAUAAUUAUUGCGAAACUUCGAUGUUUAGUUUAAAAAGCUGAACUCAGUUCCCCGUGAAAGAUUUAACAAGGCUUUAUUACGUAGUGUUCUAUCCAAAACUAACAUUUUAUCUUUUGAUACUACACAAUCAUUAAUGCUAGAUAAAGAAAGGAAUUGCUGUUAGAUAAGCACAAUAACACCUUCAUCUCUGAUCGGGUGCCAUAAUCCAUACUUCGGAAUGACAACAUUUAACAGUAUAAUUUGAAUAUAUCAACAAAGUUGAAAUGGUAAAUUGGCCACCGUUACGAUUAUAAAAGCUGACGUUUCGAGCGUUACCCCCACCGACGCAGCCCCAAACAGUUUCUUUAGAAACUAUCAGCCUUUUAACAUUUAACAGUAGUUUCCUGUAGCACCUACAGCCCGAUGACCUAAGAAAUACCCCCUAUUUUGUGACAACGACCUUUUUGAAGGGAGCUUUCAUGAAAUUUGGCGUUAACUUUGUUCUGGAAGAUUUCUUGGAUCCUGAUGACACUUUCACAACAAAAGGAAACUAGAUGUCAGCAUGAAUGUAAAAGCCUUCCGGGUAAGAUGAACCUCACCAUCCUCGGAAUAAACGAUAUCUGUUCCUGGGAAUAGAAGAUAUCUGUUUACUUAAGAACUCAACCCGUUCAACUUGCCCGGCAUAAAUAGAAAGCAUUCAUAUUAUCUUUAUCCUGUCUGAUUUCCUUUUUUAUUCUAGUUAUUAUCAUUUGUUUUUUCGAGUUGAGAUUUCGUGCUCUUUUUGUGCCUCUCAAAGCGAUGACUGAUAACCAGGAAUACAUUUCACACUUCCAAAAUCUUAUUAUUUUCGUAGUUUAUAAAGCGAUUAAAGUUUCAACCAACUCAUUACUGAUUGCAUUACAGAAGUGAACAAAACAGUCCAGAUUUUAUAUUUUUUUGUAAAAAGCUUGAGCAAAAAGACCAGUAUUUAAAACGAAUUUAUCAAUUACCACGUAUUUGAUUCAUCGCUUUCCUUUUUCAGAAAAGAGCUCCAGACUGCAGUCUGUAGCACUGAGGGUAAUAAUAUUUGGGUGCGGGAGGGGUAGAGUGGGGGGAGCGGUAAGGGUGCACGCGAACAAGUACUAGUAACGCACUUAAUCAUCGAAUCCGUCCUUCUAUACUAUCAAAACAAAAGACUCAUUGCAGGUCAAGACGUUCUAAAUAUUGUCUUUACGGGUGUUAGUACAAAAUUAAGCCUAAUUCACGUAAAAAAUAUUUCAGCUUAUGAGACGCGUUGAUGCUAAUUUUGCACUACAUACCAAAAAACGGCCGUCGGCGAAUAAAGACAUUAAAUAUUGCCAAACCAGACGAAACAUGGCGAAACUAUUCCAAAUGAACUCUAUGAUUUUAACAACGUUGUCCUAUGUAUGAUGAGGAUAAGCUGAUUUCCUCAGAAUCCUCCCCCAUUCUGUGUGGAUUAAUCAACUUAUUUAUUACUAUUAUUGUAGACCAUUGAAUGCUGGAAUUAUAGAUAUGGUAUU
This is a messenger RNA of Stylophora pistillata, 2923 nucleotides long. Its product is annotated as galanin receptor type 1-like. The record is from RefSeq and is a predicted model, not a curated record. Gene Ontology annotation, molecular function: G protein-coupled receptor activity. Gene Ontology annotation, biological process: G protein-coupled receptor signaling pathway. NCBI's taxonomy places the organism in Eukaryota, Metazoa, Cnidaria, Anthozoa, Scleractinia, Pocilloporidae. Gene Ontology annotation, cellular component: plasma membrane.